AUGGAGCAAGCUAAAUUCUCCGUGGAAACAGCCGGCAGGCCGGCUUGCGUCACCCCGCGGGGUCUCCUUUUGUGUCCGUAGGUUAUCAUCUGCCGGGCGGCCAUCUCGUGGACCCCCAAUACGCCCCUGAGCGUAGAGGAGGUGGAGGUCGACCCCCCAAAGGCCUGUGAGGUUCGCAUUAAGGUGAUCUCCACCGGGAUCUGCGGGACAGACAAUCACGUAUUAGAGGGACAGUUCUCUUUCCCUUUCCCCAUUAUUGUGGGGCACGAAGGCGCGGGGAUCGUGGAGAGCGUCGGAGAAGGCGUGACCACGGUGAAGCCAGGCGAUAAAGUGCUCACGCUCCCUAUCCCACAGUGCAGAGAAUGCAGCUCCUGCUUGAGUCCAAAGGGGAACUUCUGCUUCAAGGAAGACUUUCUCCAGCCCACCGGCCUGAUGUUGGACGGCACGAGCCGAUUCACUUGCCGGGGCCGGAAGAUCUACCACUUCGCCGGCACGAGCACCUUCGCCGAGUACUCCGUCCUGUCCGAGAUCUCGGUGGCCAAGAUCGACUCGGCCGCUCCCCUGGAUAAAGUCUGCGUCUUCAGCUGUGGCUUCUCCACCGGCUACGGGGCUGCCAUCAACACGGCCCGGGUCACUCCGGGCUCCACGUGCGUGGUGUUCGGGCUGGGAGGGGUCGGCCUGUCCGUCGCGAUGGGCUGCAAGGCGUCCGGAGCCGCCCGGAUCAUCGGAGUGGACAUCAACGAAGGCAAGUUCGCCCGGGCCAAAGCCGUCGGCGUCACGGAUUGCCUCAACCCCCGCCACUUCAAGAAACCCAUCCAGCAGGUGGUGGUGGAAAUGACCGGCGCCGGGGCCGACUUCUCCUUCGAGGCCAUCGGGACUACCGACACCAUGAUCGCCGCGCUGGAGUCCUGCCACCUGAGUUACGGCGUGUGUGUGAUCGUGGGCGUGGCCCCGUUCAAAGCCCGGCUCGCCUUUAACCCCAUGCUGUUCUUGUCUGGACGGACCCUGAAAGGGGGCAGUCUGGGAGAGUGGAAGACCCAGGACUGCUUACCGAAACUGGUGAACGACUAUCUGCACGGAAAGAUUAACACGGACCCGUUGAUCACUCACAUCCUGCCCUUCGACAAAAUCAACAAAGCGAUGGGACUGCUUCGAGGAGGAAAGAGCGUCCGCUGUGUCCUCCUGUUUUAAGGCUCCGGAGGAUGGAAGACGUGAGGGGACUCGAGGCGGGAGCCCCUCUCUGACCGACUUCACCCCGGAUGAAGUCGAGGCUGGGCCGGACACAGAUGACGCCGGGAAGCCGGGGUCGUCCCGGGCUGACGGGAAACGGGGUGAGGGAUGAAGCGCGAGUGGAAUGAGCGAUAAUAAAGGGUCCUCUCGGGAA
Molecule: messenger RNA, 1384 nt
Organism: Ornithorhynchus anatinus (platypus)
Lineage: Eukaryota; Metazoa; Chordata; Mammalia; Monotremata; Ornithorhynchidae
Product: alcohol dehydrogenase 1-like
Exons: 9
Biological process (GO): retinol metabolic process; retinoic acid metabolic process
Cellular component (GO): cytosol
Molecular function (GO): all-trans-retinol dehydrogenase (NAD+) activity; zinc ion binding
Source: RefSeq, a predicted model, not a curated record